AUGCAAAACGCUUUUCUGGGAUUCGAGGGGAAAAAUUCGAGGAAACGAUCGACUGAAGGGGAAAAGGGUGCUCCACUUUUCAACUCAACCCCGAAUUUCUCGAUCGCUCCACCAUCCACCGUUUCAGCGUCAAAUUUCUUCUCACCUAUGCCCGUUCAUUUCCCCCAUCCACAAAUGUUUUUUAAUGAUUCUUUUCCAUUUGCUUCACCAGUUAUUGCAUCAAAUUUCUCGCAAAUGCCGAAUUGCUCUUUGAAUUGCUCCUCGGAUGACAGCGGGAUUCAAUCGGAGAAUAGCUUGCUUACAGAAACAAAAAUCGUUUUCGAUUUCCCCACCCCGAAUGAGAGCUUAGUGGUGAGAGAUGAGAAACAAUUUGGCGAAGUUUCUGGGAGAUUGUGUGUCCUGGCACAGGCGACCAAAUAUAAGGUUACGGUAGGCGAAAUUCGACGUCGAAUCAAUCCACCGGAAUGUCUUCAUGCGAGUCUAAUCAAUGGAAUCUUGAGAAAGGCAAAAGCCAAAGAUGGAAACAAGGCAUUGCGACAAGAUUUGACAAAAGUCGGACUUUUCCUGCCAUCUGGUCGCCGAAAAACCACUCCAGCAACUGCAUUUUCAGCUUUAUGUGAAGGAGAAGCAGUUGUUUUGGCUCAGGAUUUUGUGAAGUUAUGCGAGAGCGAUUUUCCGACGAAUAUCAUGGCUCAAGAUUACAUCGCUUUCUCAUCAAGUUUACCGUAUGGCCUAGUGAGGGCAAGGAAUGACUUAGAAGCUGCAUUGGUUUUCCUGUCUCGAAUGGAUCAAGUGAUCUCUUCAUUGGGUGUUUAUCCACACGAAUAUUCACCGUCAUCCACUAGAAAUCCCUAUGAUUUCAUCAAUUCCCGAGUCACCGACGCUGUCAAUAACUUUAGUUUGUUGACACACGGCUUUGGGCACAACGCUUUCUCGGGUGUCGUGAAAACAUUGAUGAGGGUGGCAAAAGAGGGAAUACAACAAAUCGACACGAUUCAUCAUCAAUCAACAAAUAUUCCGGUUUUCGAUGACGACUUCGUGGUAUGCGACACUUUACGCGAAACGAGGAAACGCCCGAAAGCA
This is a messenger RNA of Mesorhabditis belari, 1083 nucleotides long. The record is from the annotation of a GenBank genome assembly. NCBI's taxonomy places the organism in Eukaryota, Metazoa, Nematoda, Chromadorea, Rhabditida, Rhabditidae.